AGGAGCAGGCGGUGCGAUGGGCGUGCGCGCGCGAGCGGAGCAGGGCUGACCCGUGGCCGCGGCCCACCUGCUGCGGGAGCCCACGCUGGGGCGCCCGGGCUGCGGGGGGCUGCGGGCCGAGGCAGGGAGUCGCGGGCCACCGAAGCCGGAGCGGCUCGUGGGCUAGAGCUGUACUCGCAGGCGGCCUCCGCCGCACCCCGCCGCGCGCUACCAAAGAUGGUCAGAGGGUCGGGAGGCGCCCCCGCCCCCGCCCCCGCCGGCCGCUAGUCGGGGUCCGCGUUCCGUGCCACCAGCGAGCCAUGGCUCUAAAAGGACAAGAAGAUUACAUUUAUCUUUUCAAGGAUUCGUCGCAUCCAGUGGAUUUUCUGGAUGCAUUCAGAACAUUUUACAUGGAUGGAUUAUUUACCGAUAUUACCCUUCAGUGUCCUUCAGGCAUCAUCUUCCAUUGUCACCGAGCUGUUUUAGCUGCCUGCAGCAAUUAUUUUAAGGCAAUGUUCACAGCUGACAUGAAAGAAAAAUUUAAAAGUAAAAUAAAACUGUCCGGCAUCCACCACGAUAUUUUGGAAGGCCUUGUAAAUUAUGCAUACACUUCUCAAAUUGAAAUAACUAAAAGAAAUGUGCAAAGCCUUCUUGAAGCAGCCGAUCUGCUUCAGUUCCUUUCGGUAAAGAAGGCUUGCGAGCAGUUUCUGGUCAGGCACCUGGAUAUUGAUAACUGUAUCGGGAUGCACUCUUUUGCAGAAUUUCAUGUGUGCUCUGAACUAGAAAAGGAGUCCCGAAGGAUUCUCUGCUCCAGGUUCAAGGAAGUGUGGCAACAAGAAGAAUUUCUGGAAAUCAGCCUUGAAAAGUUCCUCUUUAUCUUAUCCAGAAAGAAUCUCAGUGUCUGGAAGGAAGAAGCUAUCCUAGAGCCGGUCAUUAAGUGGACUGCUCAUGACGUAGAGAACCGAGUUGAAUGUCUCUACAACCUGCUAAGCUAUGUCAACAUAGACAUAGACCCAGUGUAUUUAAAGACAGCUUUAGGUCUUCAAAGAAGCUGUCUACUGACUGAAAAUAAGAUACGUUCCCUAAUAUACAACGCCCUGAAUCCCAUGCAUAAAGAGAUUUCCCAGCGGUCCACAGCCACCAUGUAUAUCAUUGGAGGCUACUACUGGCACCCUUUGUCAGAGGUCCACAUAUGGGAUCCUUUGACAAAUGUUUGGAUUCAGGGAGCAGAAAUACCAGAUUAUACCAGGGAGAGUUACGGUGUUACAUGCCUAGGACCCAACAUUUAUGUAACCGGAGGGUAUAGAACAGAUAACAUAGAUGCCCUAGACACAGUGUGGAUCUAUAACAGCGAAGGGGACGAGUGGACGGAAGGCCUGCCCAUGCUCAACGCCAGGUAUUACCACUGUGCAGUCACCUUGGGCGGCUGUGUCUACGCACUAGGCGGGUACAGAAAAGGCGCUCCCGCGGAAGAGGCUGAGUUCUACGAUCCUCUGAAAGAGAAGUGGCUUCCCAUCGCAAACAUGAUUAAAGGUGUGGGAAAUGCGACCGCCUGUGUCCUGCAUGAAGUCAUCUAUGUCAUUGGCGGCCACUGUGGCUACAGAGGAAGCUGCACGUAUGACAAGGUGCAGAGUUACAAUUCAGACAUCAACGAAUGGAGCCUUAUUACUGCGAGUCCACACCCAGAAUAUGGACUGUGCUCAGUUCCGUUUGAAAACAAGCUCUACUUAGUCGGGGGACAGACUACGAUCACAGAGUGCUAUGACCCAGAGCAGAACGAGUGGAGAGAGACGGCGCCCAUGAUGGAGAGGAGGAUGGAGUGCGGGGCCGUCAUCAUGAAUGGAUGCAUCUAUGUAACCGGGGGCUACUCCUACUCAAAGGGCACGUAUCUUCAGAGUAUUGAGAAAUACGACCCAGAUCUUAAUAAGUGGGAAAUAGUGGGCAACCUCCCAAGUGCCAUGCGCUCUCAUGGCUGUGUUUGUGUGUAUAAUGUUUGAGUCCACAGGUCGUCACUAGGGGCUUAGUAAAAAGAGUGCAGAGUUUGGGGUGCCUUGAUAUGGGCACAUGCUAAGGCAUUGGAACAACUAAUUCUAGCCCUGCACCAUCCCCAGACCCAGUGACUAAUGGGAAUAACAUAAGAAAAAUGUGAUGCAUGUAUAACGGUUGAGUUAGGGAGAGUUCACGUCUCCUGGAACCCCUGCCUUUUAAAGGCAGAGUGGAGUAUUUGACACUUGAUAAAGGUGAAAGCAUCUGCAGUGAAUCCUUUCUUCCUGGUAGCAUCAACACUGGGUAUAGUCAAAACCAUUCAUCCUGAGUUAUAAAAUGUUCGUUAAAGUCUGUGACAUAGCUAGGCAUGCUGACACAUGCCUUUGAUCCCAGAACUUGGGAGGCAGAGGCAGGCAGAUCUCUGAGUUGAAGGACAUCAAGGCCAGCCUGGUCUACAUGGCAACUUCCAGGCCAGCCAAAGCUACAUUGAGAACCUGUCUUUAAAAGCCUAUGUGUACCUGUGUGUAUUACGGGUCUCUAGCUGGCAGGAGUCUGAAAUGUAAAGAGGGAACCUUCUCUACCUCUACAAAACAACACUUUAAAUGCUUCCCUUUAGAAUUAGUUCGAAUGUGGAUUUACUUACAGCCUCUCCCCUUCGUGAUGUAUAUAAUUUAUUGCUAGCAUUCAUUGUUUACUAUCAGAGCUAUACUAAACACUGUACAAAUGAUAGUUACUGUUCAAAGAGUUGACAACUCAAUUUAAAAAAAAUAGCAACUCUAGAAAUGACUAAGAAAAUAGUCAAAUACUUGCUGAUGCUAAGGGCUGUACUUAAUUUUUAGCUUGGGUAUAAAUUGCUAGUUUAGGUUCUGGCUUAAGCAUGUCGGCAUAUCUUCUUUAUAGUUAGAUAUCUGCAUAUAAAUCUGAAUACCAGGGCCAGAAAGCAUGUAGAACAGCUGCGAGGCAGUAGAAAAUGCAUUGAGGAGAAGAAUUUGCAUUUAUUUGCCAGCUCUGCCACUAACCAGAUUUUGUGACUCGAGCUUCCUCACCCAUGUACACCGGCACUUUGAGACAUAGAUUUCUCUGUAUCAAGAGCCCCUGGACCUUUGAAGCCAGAUGAGGCCUGGGUGGCCUAUGGGCCAGAUGCACUCUUUUCCUCUGUGUGCCUGCAGGGUCACGUCCCAAAUGUGCCAUGACCUGGGGAAAAAGGGCAGCGCUGCUCAAGUAACUCAUCUGAGCGUGAGUGACCGUGAGACUAUCUGUUCCACGUCAGGUUGGUUUUAUUGUUUUGUUUUUGAAGAGAUAAUGCUUAAUUUUUACUUUAAAUAAAAGCUACUUCUGACUGAAAAAACUUUUAAGAAGACUAUUUAAUAUUCCCUUCAGGUAGCUUUUUAAAUAGACACAACCCUUUGGAGUUGCUCUGUGGUACUUUUUUCUAAAGAGUCAUAAAAGUGGCUGGGCUAGCAAGAUGACCUAGCAGGUGACAUUGCUGACCUCAGGCCAAGAGCUGCAUUUAACCCUUAGAACCCACUGUGGAAGGAGAACACGGACUCCUGAAAGCUGUCCUCUGCCUUCCACAUGUGUGUUGUGCUACACACACACACACACACACACACACACACACACACACAUAAUGGAAGGAAAUUUAAAGUUUUAAAGAGUUAUAUAGGAUGACUAUGUCCUUUGCCUUGUGAGCUCUUGUUAUUUUUAAACUAAAGAAUGAUGAAAAAAUGUUAACUGCAUGAGAGUGUGUAUGUGUGCAUUGGAGAAAAAUCUUUAUGUUAAAGAAAGUGUGCUGACGAAGUAGUGAGGUAUGCUGCCAUGACGACACUGUUGCCAUGACGACACUGUUGCCAUGACGACACUGUUGGGACGACUGUAGAAGUAUGUGUCUGUGCUACUAAGCACAGUGCCAGGUAGACUCACACGUAACGCCGUUACGUAAGCAUGCGGAAGGUGAUGUGCUAAGUCGUGCGAGCUUAGUGUACGGGGACGUGGAAUGGCUUUAGCUUUGUUGGACUUCUUUCUUUGUAUUUUCAAUAAAAAUACGUAAGUCACCGUA
Messenger RNA from Rattus norvegicus (Norway rat), 4024 nucleotides. NCBI's taxonomy places the organism in Eukaryota, Metazoa, Chordata, Mammalia, Rodentia, Muridae. The record is from RefSeq and is a predicted model, not a curated record.